UUCCUUUUGUUUGCCUCCCCCCUCAGCCUUUUCCUGUUACAUGGCAUAUUUUUCUACAUCCUUCCCAAUUUCCUUUAGUCAUUAUUUUGGCAAUUAGCAAUAAUUUUAAAAGAAUAUUUCCAAAUUUUUGAAAUUAAAUUUUAACUCCUCUUUUUUGCUAAUUUAAAACUUUCUUUAACCUAUUUAUUCUUUAAUUUUGACUAGAUAUAUUUCCUCACCCGUUGUUUUAUAUUCCCUCUUAACGCAUUUUAGCCAUUGUCUCUCCUUAUUUCCUCAACAUUUAAGUCCCGCCCCCUUCCUUCUCAAAAUUUUUUACCGUUUUUAGUGUUCAUUUAUUUAAGUUUAUUCACUCACAAAUAUUUUUUAGUUAAAAAAUUUUUGGUCAACCAAGUAAAUUAAAAUAAAAUUCUUAUUAACUACACAAAAAUAUUUUAAUUUUAAACAAUAACUGACACAAAAUGAUGUUCACUUAUUGGCCACCUUCUAAACAUUGCUUUAUAUGCCCCCCAAAUCAUCAUCAUCAUCAUUAUCACCCUUCUUCUUCAUUACCUCUUCGUUGUGCCAUUUCUUUGGGUGAUUUGCCUGAUCACAUUUUUCUUCAAAUUUUAAAUGAUCAAAAACAAAUUAUUGGGAAUUCUCAACAUCAAUCUACUUCUUCUUCCUCUUCCUCAUCCACACAAUCCUUUCCUCAAUAUAAUAAAAUAAUGAAAUCAACAAUAAUGAGUGAUGAAAAAUUAAAUGAAGAAUGGGAGGGAAAUGAUAAUAGAAUUGAAAUUUUGCAAAAGCGAACGAGCCAAAAAUCUGUUGGAACCCAAACAGUCAACAACAAUAUUCCCUUCAAAAUUGAGGAAGAAGAAUUUGAAGAUAAUGAAGAAGAUUCCAAAAUUAUUUGUGCACAAAUAGCUCAAUCCCUCUUAGACAUUGCAGAUCGUUGGGCACAACAACAACAAGAAAUUCCGACAAAAUCUUUUUGGUUGUUUGGUUGGUUAAAAAUGAAAGUUUUUAGAUUCUUUGGAUAA
Messenger RNA from Meloidogyne enterolobii, 1019 nucleotides. The record is from the annotation of a GenBank genome assembly. NCBI's taxonomy places the organism in Eukaryota, Metazoa, Nematoda, Chromadorea, Rhabditida, Meloidogynidae.